GUCUCUUCCAACCCUAAUCUUCUGUGAUUCUAUGACCAAACUCUCUCUGGAACACUCCCACACCAGCUCAUAUUUCCUGGACACCACAAUCUGCUUCAGCAACGGAACCCUACAGAAAACUAUAUAUAAGAAACCCAUGGAUCACCACAUCUAUCUUCAUAGAUCCAGUAACCACUCCAAACACCAAGAAAUCUGCCUACAGCCAGGCACUCAGAUACCACAGAAUACGCUCCGAGGAAAAAGUGCAGGAAAUACACCUUAGCACACUCAAAGCCACCUUCACCAAACAAGGACACUCAACUAGAGAAGUAAAUCGCAUCCUGGAACAGGCCAAAUACUCCAAGAGAACCUGCUUCAAUACAGAAAUCCAAACCUCCUCUGACCACACCCCCCUAGUUGUCCACCAUACUGGAACCCAUAUGAUCAUCAAACUGCUACAACUCAUUCUCGAUGGGGACCCCAACCUGUAAGAAAUCUUUCCUGAACCUCCUCUUCUGGCCUUCAAACAACCCCUAAUCUCUCCAAUCUCAUCAAAAGCAAGCUCCCCACAGACUAGGACACACCAAUAGUAUCUACUCCCAGCCUAAUGAGAAAUACACUACAAACUGAUGUUAUUCCCUGAGAUCACAUUGACCUGACAAUAUCACAGCUAUCUCCUUUAAUGCUGUGUGCCCCUGCUUCCUAAAGAGAAAGCAACAUGUUACAUACAAUCUAAGGGCCACCUUGACCUCUCUUAUUUCUAAACUACUUAUAACCUUUUUCCUUUUGGGAAUUCAUCAAAUGAUGUGACAGAGAGAGAGAUUUCAUCACAAGUACUCUUAUUGAAAUUACUGGUUUUAGCUGUUAACAAAUCUCACAAAUCUCAGUGGUGUAUGUAGCCAGCUAAGCACAUACACUGGUCACAUGGUACCAAGAAUGCUACUAAAAGCAAAGCAUUUUUUGUUUGGAAAUAUCCGUUCACUUUCACCAGAAAGAACUGGUGAGUGUAAACUGGUGAGCGCAGUGUAUAAUCUUAUUACACAAGCCAGAUGUGUCCUGGCUAAAUUCUGUUAUUGGUAAUUUCAUUCUAUUAUCUAUACUUCCUCUUGCAGUUUCAGCUAGAUAUAUAGUCUUCACUGCCUAUUCUAAAAUGCAAUGGCAAAGAUGAUGAUCUAGUGCCCCUCACUGAACCCUGGUGCUUUUCUUCAAACUGGAUUAUUCUAUAUGGAAAGGAGAGAGAGCAAGGUGGAAGUGGACAAUGGCCCUAUCAGUUGAAAGGCACCUACGAUGCCAGCAAACUACAGUUUGACCACAAAGAGAGUAGCGAAUUUCUUUGACUAACAAUAUGAGGAAUAUAAACAGAUGAGUAACACUGGGCCUCCAUCAAAUUGGCAUUGAACUGUCCUGGAAGAAUUCUAUACUUAUGGGGCCAGAUUCUGCCACUGUUCCUCAUGUUGAGUAGUGACUUACUCUGCAAGAAUUUCCCUUGAUUUCAGUGGACCUACACAGACUGAGCUACUACUAACAUAAGGGGGACAGAAUCUGACCCAGAUUGAGGGAGCGUGAAUGGACUAUUCUUCAUAUACUGACUUGCUACUGAUGCAUUAAUAGUAAGAAGAAAGAACCAGUAACACCAUGAAAAGAAUGAGCUUUACAUGAAGUGUUUCCUCGUGAUAUCCCAUCUGUCUGGCUUCUCACUGAGCAGCAGAGCGGGCAGCUCUCAGGUUACCAGGGCAGAGUGGGGUGCGCACUGGGGCCCUGCUCAGGGCACAGGAAACUUGCUGCCGCUGAGAACAGAGCUCUUACCAGCAGCACAUCCGUGUCUCCACUGCUUUUGUGCUGCUGCACAACUCAUUUCUCUCAGCUUCGGAAGGUGAAAACAAUUUUUGUGUUCCUGGAGGAGCAGAGUUACUUCAGGAUUCAGAAUGAAGAGAAACAGCCUGCCCUUCUGCUGCGUCUCCCUUUGGUUGGUUUUCACAGCAGUGAUACUUCGAGGUGUGGAGUCUGCACAAGGAAAAUAUGCUCAAAUGCUAUUCAGUGAACUGUUUGGAGACUAUUCAAAUGCUCUGAGACCAGUGGAAGACACAGAUAAAGCACUGAAUGUCACCCUUCAGAUCACGUUGUCCCAAAUUAAAGAUAUGGAUGAAAGAAACCAAAUUUUGACUGCGUAUUUAUGGAUUCGACAAAGUUGGUAUGAUGCAUAUCUCAAGUGGGACAAAGAUGAAUAUGAUGGGUUGGAUUCUAUCAGGAUUCCUAGCAACCUGGUGUGGAGACCAGACAUUGUCCUGUAUAACAAGGCUGAUGAUGACUUUUCAGAACCAGUGAACACAAAUGUAGUAUUGAGAUAUGAUGGAAAAAUUACUUGGGAUGCACCAGCUAUAACAAAGAGUUCAUGUGUGGUGGAUGUUUCUUAUUUUCCCUUUGAUGACCAGCAGUGUAACCUUACCUUUGGUUCCUGGACCUACAAUGGUAAUCAGGUAGACAUAAUAAAUGCUUUGGACAGUGGAGAUCUAUCUGACUUUAUAGAAGAUGUGGAGUGGGAGAUUCAUGGGAUGCCAGCUGUUAAGAAUGUAAUCACGUAUGGCUGCUGCUCUGAGCCGUAUCCAGAUAUUACAUUCACACUGAUCUUGAAAAGGAGGUCUUCCUUCUAUAUAUUUAACCUGCUGCUCCCUUGUGUUUUGAUCUCUUUCCUGGCCCCACUGGGAUUCUACCUUCCUGCAGAUUCUGGGGAAAAAGUGUCGCUUGGCGUUACAGUUCUGCUUGCUCUAACUGUAUUUCAGCUAAUGGUUGCAGAAAGCAUGCCUCCUUCUGAAAAUGUGCCCUUGAUAGGCAAAUAUUACAUAGCAACUAUGACAAUGAUUACAGCAUCCACUGCACUGACCAUCAUUAUAAUGAAUAUCCAUCACUGUGGAGCAGAAGCCCAACCUGUUCCACAAUGGGCCAGGGUGGUUAUUUUGGACUACAUGUCAAAGAUCUUUUUUGUUUAUGAUGUGGGUGAAAAUUGUACAAGUCCACAAAGAGUGAAAGCACAAGAACAUAAAUUAAGAAAGGAUUUUAAGUAUCAGAAAAAGCAGGACAGACACGAGGGGGUGACCAGUCAACUUUCCAGGAACAGAAACAAUGACAGUGAUCUAAAGAAGAAGCUAAAUGGACAUUUAAAUAACAGUAAUGGAAUUCAAUGUGAAAAUGCUAAGGAUGCUGUUAACUGCUGCUCCUGUUAUAAAGUACUGAUAAAGAAUAUUGAGUAUAUUGCUAAUUGCGUCAGAGACCACAAAGCAAACCGCGCGAAAGGAAUUGAGUGGAAAAAGGUAGCAAAAGUGAUGGACAGAUUCUUCAUGUGGAUUUUUUUUAUUAUGGUCUUUUUCAUGAGCUUCCUGAUUAUAGGCAAAGCAAUUUAACUGAAGAUACUAGAGUGUAUUUAUUUUUAUGUAUGAAGGGAUGUUUAGCUAGUUUGCCUUGAUGGUACUUUGUUACUGAGGGAUGUAUCUGAGGUUUCUGUAUCUUUAAUUCUGUAAAAACAAACAAAAUAAUUUGAGAGAUUGCCAUUACGUGAGUCAUCUUGUCAGAAUGAUUCCAUCAGAUCAGAGGCAUCCAAACUUUGCUCAGCUAAGGUCAUAUUAGCAACUUGCGAGGAGUUAAGGGCGGAGUCUAACUUGCAUUAAACUGAACAGUUGCAACUGCCAUUAUCUGUAACAUGGAAGUGCACCCUAUGAAAGAGCGCUGGACAAGUAUGUUGUACUCUGUCUUGAUUAAAACAGGUUAUGGCCUUGGAUUGGCUCAGGAAGGAGCACUGUGUCCUAGGAGCAGUGAUCCCAAUGGGAUGCACCUCCAUAUUAAAGAUAAUAGAAUUCCAAGGGCUGCAUUUAAUCUGUGGCCUGCAGUGUGGCCAACUUGCUGUUAGAUGGAAAAACACACUCUAAAUGUGAAUGUUUGACAAUUCCCCUGAGACCUUCCCUGCCUAGCUGCUACUAUCUCUUCCUCCCUCUUUCAUUCCCUCAUUUUGCCUCAUCCUUUUCUUCUGGCUUCUUCCAAUGAAUGUUCAAACAUGUUUAUGUCCUAACACCCACCUGCCUCUAACUACUGUCCCAUCUCCUUCUUCCCCUCUCAAUUCUUUGAACUGGUUAAAAACAAUAGCUGCCUUGAUUUCCUUCCAGCUAAUUCCUGCCUGGAUCCCUUCCGGUAUUACUUUUUUACACCAUCAAAACCGGGCUCACCAUGAUUUCUAGGACUUUUUUCUGGCUAAGUCUUGCACCCUCUUCCCUAUCAUUCUCCUUGAACUUUCUGCUGCCUUUGAUGCUGUUUCCCUAUUUCCUCCUUGAUUCUACAUCUUCCCCUGUAUUUGCACAGUGUAAAGAUGUACUGUAUAGGGGUGGGAGGGGGGCUGAUCCUGUUUGGAACCUUUAGGUACUACCCUAAUACUGCUAAAGCAUGGAGUUGUGACUUCUGGUCUUUGUUCAACAUUGCUCAUUCUGUUACUUCAUCCUCCCACCCAUCCCGUCUCAUUUAUCUAUCUUGCCCAUUUGUUGCAUCCUGUUUUGGUAUCUAGAUUGUAAACUCGCUGGGCUAGGAUCUGUUUUCUUUGGCACUUGCCUAUGCAACAUCUAGCACAAUAGGUGUGAUUAUCGGGCGACUCCCUUUACUCUAGUACAAAUCAUAAAUUUUAAACAGUUUUAUUAAACUGAUGUGACAGUCAGCCAAUUGAUUAUACAAAACUGUCUCCUUGCUCAGCACAUCUACUGCUUGUGUGUUUGUUUGCUUUAUGGACAAACAAUUCUUUUAAUGCUUUUUACUCCUUUUAGCCCUGCAGACCUUGUAUGCCUAAGGAAGAUUCCCCUUGCAGUGAAGCUAGAAGCUGAUACACAAGGCAUACCGAGGGCAAGUGAAUGACCUUUACUAAGCACCUUGAGCUUUGAAACCAUGAUAUUCUAGAUGCAGUGAGAGACGCAGAAUGACACUGAAAUGGAUCCCAGUCAAAAGUUCAUGUGACAACACUCAUUUUCAUAAUUGUUGCAACUAAUAUGAGCGCACCAGUGAAGAUGUAAUUUAAGAUGCUGAGGAGUCAAACAGCAGAGCGUUGUCAUUGUUAUCCAAAAACUCAUUGGAAGAAAGGGAUUUGUAUUAUCAUGUAAAUGAUACACUGAAUUCUUAAUGACUGGUUUUGUCUCUUGUGUGGAAUAAUUAAAGCUGUAAGCCUAUCUGGAUUCUCAUACAUAAUGCAAGCCAUAAAUGCCUAGGUUCUAGUGUAAAGAUAAUUUGAGUAGCUAUCAGAAUAAACUAAGUAUCUGACGAAAUAUUGGAAGUUCUUUGAACCACACCAUGAGUUCCCUGGAAAUCAGGCACUUUCUGGUACAUAUUCUAUUCAGAAGUCAAACUGUACAUUUUCACAGUGCAGACAGAUGGCACCAUCCAUUUGCUGUGGACGUCAAUGCUUAGCUUUAUGGCAUAUGUCUGAGGAAAUGAAUGUGUUCUGUGCCAUGGAAAAAAUACUGUUCAAAGGUAUGGGAAGAGGAGAAAUAUUGAAGAUGAGGCUAAAAUGUUGAGAGACUUCAAACUGCAUUCAAUAUGCAUAAGUGCACUAGCUGUAAAAUUUACAUGUGCAAAUAUAAGCGUGCAGAUAUCUGUGGAGCUUGUGCUUUUUGAAAUAAAAAUUGUGCCCCUGUUUUUCCCCUUCAAGGAAUGUAAGGGUUAGAAUAUUUUGCACUUCCCUACUACCUUCUGUUUGACGAUCUCAAAGCAUGAGAGAAUUACCUCCCUCACAGGAAGGGUGUUAAGGAGUGACUUGAUUACAGUCUAACAACGUACAUGGGAGACAAAAUUAGAUAAAAGAGGGGGCUCUUCACUCCAGCAGACAAAUGUAUAACAAGAUCCAAUGGUUGGUAGGUGGCUAGAUUAGAAAUAAGGUGCAAAUUUUUAACAAUGAGGGUAAUUUAACUAUUGGAACAAUUUACCCAGCGUUGGGAUGGAUUCUGUAUCACUGGAAAUCUUUAAAUAAAGACUGGAUGUUUUUUCUCACAGAUAUACUCCAGCUCAACUAUAGCUAUUGGACUUGAAGCAGGAAUUAAUUAAAUCCUAAGGCCUCUGUUAUAUAGGAAGUCAGACUAGAUCAUCACAGUGGUUCUUACUAGUCUUAAAAUCUAAGCGAAUCUAUGACCUUGGGCAGGUGAUGGCGAAACUGAGGCACAGAGAGGUUAUGUGACCUGCCCAAGGUCUCUCACAAUGUCUGUAGCAGAAAAUGAAACAGAAAGCAUAUGUCCUGACAUGACUGACCUCCACUGCUGUGUUUUACCUCCCCAAAACCCUUCUAGCCUUUCUAGACUCCUAAGCACUGCAUUCAGCCUGUGGAAUCUGGGAGGUCAUUUCUCUUUUAAUUCUUCCACUACUUUGGUACCUUAUGUCUGUUAUAAGUGCUGCCCUAUCAUAAUUUCUAUUCCCAGAUGUGGUCUUCGGGCCAAAAAGUUUGCCCACUCCUGGUUUAAAGUACUAGUAACUCUGCGGAGGAGAGCUGGGAGUCUCCUGUUUCAAAAGAAUGACUGUUUGAUGUACAAUCCAGUUGCAGGAGGAGGGCUGGGACCUCCUGAACUGGGGCAAGAAAACCUAUUGGGGCUCUAAUAUGGGCCCAGAGUGGGUGUGAACCUGAGCAACCAAGAGGUGAGUUAGUUGUUAAACCAGAACCACAGACGGGAUAUAGGUUUUUAACUAAUCUGUCCUGGGUAAUUGAUUGAAAAAACCUGAGUGGGUGCUGCGUAUAAGGCAUCUGCAAGGGGGCAUGCCUGAGAGCAGUGCAUGACACCUGCCUUCUCUUGUGUAACAGAACUGUUCUAGUUAUACUGCCAGGAACUCCUCCUGUGGGAUCUGCCCCAAAGGAGGUAAAAUCCAGGAGUAGAAAUCCUGCAAGGUGGGGUUUUCAGAGAACCAGAAUCACAUAGCCUGUAAGUGAAAAUUACAUCCCAACAUCAUACACAUUUGUAGUAAUAAUAGCAUAGUUGCUAAUAGUCAGCUCAUACAUUCCAGACCAAUACACUAACUGCAAACAUCUCUCAUAUUGCAUAGAGUAAAAAUUGUCCUAGACCACAUCAGCUGAGAGCAUUGGGAAUCUAAAUUGUAUACAAUAUUUUUAGUGUUGAAUGAAGACCGAGGAAUCUAAUAUUCUCGUUGUCUCGCUUUCCUUCUCCCCUUCCCUUUUUAUGUGUCUUUCACACACUUCCAAUAAUCUUUGAAGACUAACUAAUACAAUGAUGAAUGUAUGUGAUUACAAUAAUAAAGAGAAAUAUGUAUUAAUGCACUCAGAUGAGAAGCCUUGCUGAGAAUUAAGACUGUAGAAUGACAUUCUGGUUAUAUUUGCUCCGAAGGAUAAUGAAGGCUGUAAAUAUUGUUUGUGAUCUGUAUGCUGUGCCCUGAGUAUGCUGUACUUUUAAGUACUGUGGGCCAGUAGGAAGGGGGGCUGUCCCAGCAGGAUCUCUGGGCAGCUUUGCAGUGCAAUGGUGCUCAGAGCUUCAGGGAAUAUGGCUGCUGUGCUACUUUUGUGUAAAGAACAAGGCUUGUUCCCUUCUGUUCCUGGUCAGCACUGCUAGCUGAAACAGAGGCCCACUCCUGUCCUUAUAUUAGAGAGGCUUAUGCUGACAGUAGCUCUCACCUUGUAUAGUCUUUUUGCUUAGGGAAAUGUAAAGGACACAUUAUGCCUGAUGACUUACAGGCAGCAAUGAGAGGCUCCAGAUGCCUGUUUUCUCUCUGACUCCUUCCUGCACAGCCUGAUAGUCUAAGCUGUUGUAGGGGCAAGGUUGCGGAAGAU
Molecule: messenger RNA, 7768 nt
Organism: Chelonia mydas (Green sea turtle)
Lineage: Eukaryota; Metazoa; Chordata; Testudines; Cheloniidae
Gene: CHRNA9
Product: cholinergic receptor nicotinic alpha 9 subunit
Exons: 5
Coding region: 1905-3377 (490 amino acids)
Biological process (GO): nervous system process; chemical synaptic transmission; monoatomic ion transmembrane transport
Cellular component (GO): synapse; postsynaptic membrane; neuron projection
Molecular function (GO): acetylcholine-gated monoatomic cation-selective channel activity; transmembrane signaling receptor activity
Source: RefSeq, a predicted model, not a curated record